Molecule: messenger RNA, 768 nt
Organism: Pectinophora gossypiella (pink bollworm)
Lineage: Eukaryota; Metazoa; Arthropoda; Insecta; Lepidoptera; Gelechiidae
Exons: 1
Coding region: 1-768 (255 amino acids)
Source: RefSeq, a predicted model, not a curated record
AUGUGUCGCACAGUACACGCUCUGCUCUCCACAGUAAUAUGUGGUACUCAAAUGCUGGUGAGGGUCUUUAUGACCACGAUCCUUAUGCUGGAGAACAUAAUCCGCAUGAUAAUGCAAACACUUUAUAACUUCAUAUCAUUCAUGCUUCAAAUGGUCUCACUUAUACCCAUCUGUGUGGUGUUCCUGCUGACGGCAAGAAUGAAAUGCUUCAUGUGCGGCGGCGGCGGACCCUGCCCCGUCAACAGAGGCGGCGCGUGCGACUGUCUCAUGUCUGUAUUCGCCAUCAUAAUCCUAUUUCUCAUAUUCCGUGCUACUGGCGUGCUUGAUAAAAUAUUCUACACCAUCGGAUAUGCAAAAGCUACUUCUCACAUCGCUCGAUUUGUACCAACCCCUGGCGAGAUAACAGAAUGUUCCAGAAAUGAUACAGAUACUGAAUACAUAUUCUACCCUGUCGAGACUACGACGGAAGAAUACUACGACGAAGAAGAGAAUAGUACGACGUUUGCAACUUUUGGUUCAGAGUCGGUAUCAGAUGCAGAGAAUGCUGCUACUACAGAGGAAACAGCAGCCAUUCUUCGUUUUACUCCUACACACACUUAUAUAGAAUCCUACUCCACAUACUACAAUACUCCGUCAAUAUCUGGACCUGGAAAGUUCCGAGCUGAUAUAGAAGAAGUGGACUUAGGUGCAGGUGAUAAGGCUAGAUGGUGGGAAGAAAAUAGGGUAAGUGUGUUUGUAAUAACUAACAUGACGAGAACACCGGUAUAA